AUGUCUGACGCAGACGACUGGCGGGAACCCCGCCCCGUGCGGAUUGCCAAUUGCUCCGGCUAUGCUGUCGAUCCUGGCUACCACAUGCGCUUCCAGGCCGAGAACGGCCCUGUGGACUUCAUCACCGGCGACUAUCUGGCCGAGUUCAACCUGGGCGACAUUGCCGAGGCCAUGGCCGCCGGCGCGCACCCGGGCUACGCAGAAACCGCGUGGGACGGCAUUGAGCAGACGGUCGACCUGCUGGCCGCGCGCAACAUCAAGCUCGUAAUCAAUGGCGGUGCACAAAAUCCCAGAGGCUUGGCCGUGAAAACCCAGGAACUGAUCUCCCAAAGGGGUUAUGAUCUGAAGGUUGCAUACGUGGAGGGCGACAACUUGACAUCGCUUGUCCAAGAGCAGCUCCUGAGAGGGGAGCUGCUGCCGCAACUCGACUCGGAGAAUCCCGACAUCCCCACCCCCAAGGACGCUCUCGCCCUUGAAAACACCUCGGACCAUCCCGUCGUGGCCGCCAAUGCCUACUUGGGAGCCCGUGAGAUCAAGGUGGGCCUGGGCCUGGGUGCAGACAUCGUCAUCUGCGGGCGCGUGUCUGAUGCAUCACCAGUUGUUGGUGCUGCUGCGUACUGGCAUUCUUGGACGGACCAAGACUUUGAUUGUCUGGCUGGUGCUUUGGUCGCCGGCCAUCUCAUUGAAUGCUCGAGCUUCGUCACCGGAGCCAACUACUCGGCCUUCUACGAGCAUGACCUGGACGAGCUGUAUGACCUUGUACACCCCAUUGCAGAGGUGUCGGAGGACGGCACCUGCGUCAUCACCAAGCACCAGGCUGGCAAAGGCUUCGUCACUGCCGACACGGUCAAGUGUCAGUUCCUGUACGAGCUGCAGGGCAACAUCUACCUGAACAGUGACGUGAAUGCCAUCCUAGACGAUGUCCGGAUAGAAGAGAUUGGCCGCAACCGGGUCCGUGUCUCGGGCAUCCGCGGUGCGCCGCCGCCGCCCACGACCAAGCUGGCCAUAUUCUACCGCGGCGGCUACCAGAGCGAGCUUCUCAUCAACGCAUGCGGCUAUGCCACUGCCGAGAAGUUCAAGCUCUACGAGAAAGUCAUCCGGAACGGACUGCGGAAGCACGGCGUCCUCGAUCAAUUCGACGUGCUCGAGUUCCAGAUCAUCGGCACGCCAGAAGAGAACCCCCGCUCCCAACUACGAAGCACCACCUACCUCCGCAUCUUCGCCCAAGCCUCCCGCCCGGACCUAAUCUCCACCAUCCCCAAGAUCGCCAACGAAUACGCCAUGCAACAAUUCUCCG
Diplodia corticola is the source of this 1297-nucleotide messenger RNA. RefSeq lists its product as uncharacterized. The annotation marks the transcript as partial. The record is from RefSeq and is a predicted model, not a curated record. The transcript is spliced from 5 exons. NCBI's taxonomy places the organism in Eukaryota, Fungi, Ascomycota, Dothideomycetes, Botryosphaeriales, Botryosphaeriaceae.